UUCUCUUUUAUUUUUUAUUUUUCAAGUCACCAUUUCUUUUCGACAUUUGGGUUGUUUUCUGAAAUCUCGAAGAGAGAGGUGGAGGCUGUUGGGUUGCCUUUCUUAUCUUAUUUCCAGAGAUUUGUUUUUCUCAUGCAAGAGAGAAGAUGGUGAAGGAAACAAGGCUUGAUUUGAAUCAAUGGUCUCUCCACAAGCAAAGUCACAUCUUUGUGAAGCUAGCCGUUUCAAUCCUUCUCGUUGGCCUCGCUUUUCGCCUCUUCUUCUCUCAAUCCGUCGGGUUUUCGCCCGUUUCAGACCGCCCCUUGGUGGAGAUUGCCGUGACGCCGGUUCCUGGCAAGGCCUUGGAGGCUGAAGAAGAUCAAGAACAACCUCAAAAGGGUAAUGUGGGAAAAUGUAAUAUUUUCAAGGGAGAGUGGGUCCCAAAUCCGUCUGGACCGAUCUACGACAACGAGAGCUGCCCCAUUGUUGAAGGCCAUCAGAAUUGCAUGAAGAAUGGGCGGCCCGAUUCAGGAUAUCUUUAUUGGAGAUGGAAGCCCCGAGACUGCGAACUACCUCCGUUUGAUUCAGUGAGAUUUCUGGAGUCUAUGAGGAAUAAGCAUUGGGCAUUCAUUGGUGAUUCAAUCUCCCGCAACCAUGUCCAGUCAUUACUUUGCAUUCUCUCUAAGGUGAGUGAAGCUGUUGAGGUGUACCAUGACGAGGAAUACAGAUCCAAAAGAUGGCAAUUCCCAUCCUACAACUUCACUCUCUCUGUGGUCUGGACCCCCUUCUUAAUAAAAGCUGCCAUCUUCGAAGACAUGAAUGGUGUCUCAACAUCUGAAAUUCAGCUGUAUCUUGACAUCCUCGACGAGACAUGGACCAAACAAUAUCAGAACUUUGAUUAUGUGAUAAUCUCCGGUGGGAAGUGGUUCCUCAAGACAGCAAUCUACUGGGAGAACGACGAAGUCAUCGGAUGCCACUACUGUCCAGGGAAGAACUUGACAGAACUUGGAUUUGAGCAUGCUUACAGGAAAGCCCUAGAGCUGCUGCUUAACUUCAUGAUUGCAUCUGACCAUAAAGCCUUUAUUCUGUUUCGGACCUCAACACCAGAUCACUUUGAGAAUGGGGAGUGGUUCAGUGGAGGAACAUGCAAUAGAACGGUCCCAUUUAAAGAUGGAGAGAUUGGGCUGAUUGACGUGGAUAAGACAAUGCGGGACAUUGAGUUGGAUGAAUUUGAGAAGGCAGCAACCUUAGCAUCAGAGAAGGGAUUGAAUAUGAAGCUUUUGGACACGACCCAUCUUUCAUUGAUGCGGCCUGAUGGGCAUCCAGGUCCAUACCGGCAGUUCCAUCCGUUUGCUGAGGAUAAAAAUGCCAAAGUUCAGAACGACUGUCUGCAUUGGUGCUUGCCUGGGCCAAUAGACAAUUGGAAUGAUUUGGUCAUGGAGAUGGUGCUAAACGGUUGAUAGCUUCGAUGGUGGGCCGUUACAAUCAGCACCCAUAUUUAUUGCCUUUAGAGCCACCAGUUUUCAAGGAUCCCCACACAGUGACAAAAGGGCUUUGACAAAUCCACUGGGGGAUCAGAAAGGAACAUGCUGUGUAUAUUACACGUCAUUUUGUUAGUAGGUUUUGUAUCUGAUGCUGUCGUUGUCGAUGUCAAUCAGCUGGAAAUUCUAAGCUUUAUUUGGGUCUAGCAUUUGCAAGUUUCGGGACUCUACGGUGAAAUUCUCUCAUAUUUUGUUUUGCAUGAA
Messenger RNA from Magnolia sinica, 1724 nucleotides. RefSeq names its product protein trichome birefringence-like 24. The coding region runs from base 147 to 1439 and encodes 430 amino acids. The transcript has 3 exons. Gene Ontology annotation, molecular function: O-acetyltransferase activity. Gene Ontology annotation, cellular component: Golgi apparatus. The record is from RefSeq and is a predicted model, not a curated record. NCBI's taxonomy places the organism in Eukaryota, Viridiplantae, Streptophyta, Magnoliopsida, Magnoliales, Magnoliaceae.